AUGCCUGGCCGUCGAUUGCGAUCUGUUCUCCUCCUCCUAGGAGCACAGAUGUUCGCCUUCCUCGCAUCCUCAGCCAUGGCAGGAUCCGAAUUCGCUAAGCUUCCGGCCCCACAUGCCUCCAUACAGCCACUAGAGCAGAUGAGGCUGAGAGGAGGAGCUUCCAUUCUCCCUACCUCUCUGUCGUCAGUGGGAAAGGCUGCUGUCAAGGUUGUCUCCCAGGACCAGACCAGCGUCAAGGUUGUGCUCAGGUUCAGAACGAACUACAAGACUCGUUUCGGAGAGAACGUCAUCAUCGUUGGAUCCCUGGCGGAACUGGGAGGAGUCGAAACGCCGACGGUCACGGAUGUACAAAAGGCAGCAGAGAGCGGCAAGGGAGCUCGCAUGCAGUACAUCAAGAACGACGACUGGGGCCUCGACAUGGCGCUCGAACUUUCCCCGGACGCUGACCCUCCUCCAGUUGUGCAGUACAGGUACUGCAUUGUUGAUGACAACAAGCAGCACCCGCCCAUCUGUGAAGGAGGCAGCAAGAACGGCAGGAUCCUGAACCUCGCUGGCCCUGCUGACACAUACCCUGCCGUGAUGGAGAUCCGAGACAUCUGGAAGAGUCAGAGCUCGCUGUCGAGCAUCUUCUUGGUUGCCUUCUCCGACGUCAUCUUCAACGACAAGCUCAGAUCGGAGCAAGUUGUCAGAGCCUUCAAGAGAACCUCCAGCACUGGGAGCGCGAACAAGGACGAGAAUCUCAUCUCGGUGCGUCUGACCAUCGAGAACCCGCGCGUUGAACCUGGACACGUCAUGGCCGUCAUAGCCUCCUCUUCCUUAGAUGCUUGUGGUCCAAAGUUUACACUCUCCCUAGGAAGUUGCACAGCGCUGGGUAACUGGGAGGACGGGAAGGUCACGCCCAUGUCGGGGCUCAACUACCCGCUGUGGGAGGUGGAAGUGGAUGUUCCGAUGCAUCAGAUGCCACUUUACUACCGGUAUGUUAUCAUGGAGGAGAAGACCAAGAAGGUUCUUGCCGUGGAGCAGGGGGAGUCAGCACACAAGGUGGAGGCUUCGCCUCAAGACCUCGAAGAGUCUCUUGCCGUCAUGAAGAUCACGGACGCGGGCGGCAAGACUUGCAACAGAUGCAUGGUGGUUGUCAAUGACGACCCCGACCCUGCUGUCUCCAAGAAUCCUCUCUUCAAGAGCCAGUGGAGAGGAGCUGGUGUCGCCGUCCCAGUCUUUGGUCUGCGAUCAGACAAGGGGAUGGGAGUUGGCGAGUUUGCUGACAUCAAGGGACUUGUGGACUGGUGCCGCAAGGCGGGGUUGAAGAUGAUUCAGCUGCUUCCAGUUACAGAUACCAUCUCCCAUAGCCCCUCAGACGAAAGAGACUCUUAUCCUUACUCUUCAAUCUCCGUUCAUGCACUGCACCCGAUGUACCUCCGUUUGAAUGACAUCGAAGGUCUUUCUGCUGCUCUCAAGGCGGAUAUAGAGAAGGAGGCGAAGAGGCUCAACGAAGACAACUACUACAAGGAGGCUCAGUGGGACAAGGACCUCAAGACUGAGCUUGACCGACCCAUCGAUUACCCCGAGGUCAUGCGCGUCAAGACAGGGUUCUUGCGACGAGCCUUCAAGGAGAUCGGAGCCAAGGUCAUGGAGUCGGAGGAGUACAAGGAAUUCUUUGAUCGAGCUGAGUUCUGGCUUCGACCCUACGGACUGUUUUGCUGGCUGAGGGACUUCUUCGGGUCAGCAAACCCAGACGAAUGGGGCAAGUUGGGUACAGGAAUCAACAAAGAGAAACUUAUGCGUUUUGUCUUCCUCGCUUCUUUGUAUCUUUUCCCCUAUUUCUUCUGGUCACUCAUUCUGUCAGUUUAUCUCGAGUCUUCGUACCUUCAUCUCUCCCUUGACGAGGAGCAACCAGGCGAUCUCCCCAUCGGAAUCGAUCACGACAGCGUGGACGCCUGGUACCAUCCCCACCUCUUCCACAUGAACAAGAAGACCGGAGCUCCUCCUGAUGAUUACUCCGAGAUGGGACAGAAUUGGGGUUUUCCCACCUACAACUGGGAGGCGAUGCAGCGAGAUGGCUUCAGCUGGUGGCGUUCGCGACUGAAUUGGAUGAGCCAAUACUUCCAUGCCUACAGGAUCGACCACAUCCUCGGCUUUUUCCGUAUCUGGGAGAUGCCUUCCAGCGCUACUGGCGGCCUGCUCGGCAGGUUCCGGCCGUCGCUCCCCAUCCAUCGAGAUGAGCUGAGAAAUGCGGGCAUGGAGCAUCAAAUUGAUCGCCUUUGCAACCCGCACGUGAAGAAACAUCUGAUGGAGAGAUUCUUCGGACAUGACUGGAUGAGAGUGAAGAACCGAUUCUUCGAUGACGACGGUUACGAAACCUUCAAGUUCAAGCAAGGGCUCUGCAGCGAAGUUGAGAUCGAGAAGAUUGUGGAAAGGGAAGGGUCUUGUGUUGGGUACAAGAGCAAGGAGGAGAUGAUUUACAAUCUGAAGCUACUCAUCAACAACGUCGUGUUGCUUCGCGAUGACGAUCGUCCGCAUGAAGCUUUCUACCCGGAACUUCCUGGCGACAUGCAGAACAAGCUGCGUAAUCUUUAUCAGUCAUACUUCUACGGCAGACAGGAUCAGUACUGGGCGGAUGCUGCGAUGCUGAAGCUCCCGCCGCUUCUGGACGCCUCGCGCAUGAUGGUCUGCGGCGAGGACCUCGGCAUGAUUCCAGCCUGUGUCAAGGGAGUUCUAGAGCAACUUGUCAUCAUGGGUUUGAAGAUUCAGUCUGACGCCCCGUCUGUCUGUCCUACAGCAAAGAUCAUUUCUCUCAGCAAAAUCUGGAUGAACUGA
Molecule: messenger RNA, 2817 nt
Organism: Guillardia theta CCMP2712
Lineage: Eukaryota; Cryptophyceae; Pyrenomonadales; Geminigeraceae
Exons: 41
Coding region: 1-2817 (938 amino acids)
Biological process (GO): carbohydrate metabolic process
Molecular function (GO): starch binding; 4-alpha-glucanotransferase activity
Source: RefSeq, a predicted model, not a curated record